Messenger RNA from Helicoverpa armigera (cotton bollworm), 1712 nucleotides. RefSeq lists its product as uncharacterized. The coding region runs from base 172 to 969 and encodes 265 amino acids. The transcript is spliced from 4 exons. NCBI's taxonomy places the organism in Eukaryota, Metazoa, Arthropoda, Insecta, Lepidoptera, Noctuidae. The record is from RefSeq and is a predicted model, not a curated record.
UCAAAACUGUGUUGUGUUGUGUGGAGUCGUAAACUCGUAAUCUUAUCUCAGCAAAUGUUUAAUCAGAAAUUCGCGUGCCCUUUAUGUUCGUUAUCAACAUAACUCCCUGGCACAUGAGCUGACCUAGUAAUCCUAAUUUUGGUGUACUUCAAGUUCUAGUUUUUAUUCGGAAUGACGAUGAAUCAAUACGAAACAGAACGUCGUCUGUGUUGGAGCUACUUGUUUGUAGUGGUAUUCCUCGCCGUGUCUGUCUUAUGUGUGGGAAUACCGUACAACCACUGGCGGACCACGCUGGACGUGUGUCCCGGCGGUUACUUUGAGAACACCAACUGCGGCUGCAUUCUGUACGGAGUCAGCACAUUCCAGUACUUCAAUGGAGGUCACAACUCAUACUGCCUGUAUGCCGUGUUCGCGCCUUUGCCUGUUAUUGUCUAUGCCAUAGUGAUGGCACUGUUCCAUAUGUACAGAGUGUGUAUCAACAAUGUUGGACAGUAUGAGGAUGAGAAGUCUACAACCAUGGAGGAAAUUGAGGGUGAGUCAAUAGUAGUGAGCACAAGGACGAGAGUGAGCAGGAGCAAUGACUCAGUCAUAUACUGCUGGAUACCCACAUCGUGUAUAGCUGGACUGUUUGCUGUGUACUCUUUGGUACAUGCUGCCAUAUUAACUGAUGGCUUCCUAAAGACCUGUACGCAAUAUAGAGGAUAUUUAGUCAGGGAGCUGCGAGCCACAGGGGACCACGCGACCGCGAUACACUUUCGUCUAGCUUGCCAGGCAAUUUACGACUUUAUGGACUACUUGCAAAAGGACGCGCCGAACAGCCGCCGCGGUGAUUUCAUCAACACAGGUGUCUCCUUGCAUUUGGCAGUCAUCGCCGCUUGGGCAGCUGUGGCCGUCUGGAUAUCUAUCAUUGUGUACACAGCAAUGAGGGCGUUCAAAGAGAGACAUGUACUCACGUGUUGUGGGAACUAAAUUAACAUUUUUUUUUUAAUGGAGUAUUGAAUAUUUUUAUUGAAAUGAUACAAUAUAGGCAGUAAGCAAUGAUGACUUAAGAGUGCCUUACCAUUUUUUUGUAUCUACUUAAAGAUCAAAUAGGAUUAUUUUAAUUCUUAUUGUAUUUAAAUGCGAAUUAUAUCGAACAACGAGCUUAGAGUAGGUAAACUGUAAUUUUGCGAUAGCAGCCGUUAUUUCAAAGAGAUGUUACUUUGACAACUAUUUCCAUAAUAUAUGCGUGUUGAAGACAAAUACAACAUACAUAUUAUUACCAGAUAAGCCAUAGAUUAAUGAGUCAAUUAGCGAAGACUGAGCUUUAAACCGUAUUGUUGUAAUUAAGCUUUAUUAGCGUUGUAACAAAUUAACAUUCCACCGAACAUGUGAGCCAUUUAGAUACACCUAUGUAUGUACAUGCAUUGAGCACAUUUUUAUAUUAUUCUUAACACCAUUUUUGGUACAAUGACACUAUUGUAAGUUAAAAUGUUCGUCCAAUUAUCUAGAUUUUAAGCUACUUAUGUACUAUGUACUUUUUAUUCUAUUUUAUAUAUAAUUUUAAUCACAGUUAAGAUUUGUGAUUGUAAUGCACGCAUUUAUUUGUAAGAAUUUUACUAUUUAUGAAAUUAUUUGUUCAUGUGCCGUCCAAUUAAUUAAUUACGUAAGCUAUUGUUUUGAUUUCUACAAUUUAUAAAUAUUUUACUUUAAUAAAGAAUAUUUUUAACUUA